AUGGGAGAAAUGACCCAGUCGCUUUUUAUUGCUGGUCAGGGCGUUGGCGCUCUGCUUUUCCCAUCUCUGGCUGACCAUUUUGGACGAAAACCUAUCCACAUCCUCAGCCUUUUCAUUAUGAUGCUUUCAGCAUUGAUCUCAUCAGUUGCACCAAACUAUUGGGUAUACGCACCAACCAGAUUCUUUUGUGGAGUCUGUCAACAGGGCUGCCUGAUUUCUGGUGUUUCACUUUCAUGUGAAAUAUUUCCAGCCAACAAGAGAACCUUGAUGUCUGGUCUUGUCGCAGUUAACUGGGGUCUUGGAGUCACCUUGCUUGGAGUUGUGGCAUUCAUUCUUCGUGACUUCAGUUGGAGAGUGUUAUGUGCUGUCUGCGCACUUACAGCUGGCAUUGGCUUUUUUGAAAUUUGGUAUAUUAAAGAAUCUUUUCGAUGGUUCUUUGCCAAGGGAAGAUUAGAAGAAGGGAAAAAAAUAGUGCAUUUUGCAGCCAAACAAAAUAACGUGGAUUUUGAUGCCAUUUGGCAGAAGAACGUAGAGAACCUUGAGGAGCUGUCAGAACUGGAGAAAAUUGAUUGCCAAGAUAAGUCAGAUGCAGUUGAAGAAGAAAGUGGCACCCAAGAUGUGCCAAAAAGCAAAACCACUCUCCAGAGAAACCCAGGCUUGGAGGAAUGCUCUGCAAAGAAUAAGUUAUCAUCUGUGGCAGUCAUUACAGUGUUGCGAGACUCUGGAACAAGAAAAAUAUCAUUCAUCAACAUAUUUAAUUGGUUAAUGAUCAGUUUUACCUAUUUUGGUAUCUACAUGACUUCCAAUACUCUUGCUGGGAAUCGCUUUCUCAACUUCUUCAUGACUGCAUCUAUGGAGAUAUUGGCUGGUGUGUUUCUUUUGAAAACUCUUACCAACCAAUAUUCAGCAGGUUUUUUUGUUGUUUCUCUCUCUCUCUCUCUCUCGCUCUCUCUCUCUCUCUCUCUGUUACAUUCUUUUCUUAUUUUCCUGUUCUGA
Messenger RNA from Acanthosepion pharaonis, 996 nucleotides. Lineage: Eukaryota; Metazoa; Mollusca; Cephalopoda; Sepiida; Sepiidae. The record is from the annotation of a GenBank genome assembly.